UAAUGAAAUUGUAAAAAAUAUAUUAGGAAUGCAAAUGUCCAUCAUGUUAAUUAUUAUUUGAAGAACCUAUAACAAUUGUUUGUGGUCAUACUUUUUGUAGGGAAUGUAUUGUUCGAUCAGUUAAUCUUAAACCCUAAUGUCCAGAAUGCUUGUAUUUUUUAUAUAUAAUUAAUAAAUUAGAUAUCCUAUUACAAAUAUCAUUAAUAAAAUUCAAGAAAACUUUUUAGUUAAAUCUGUUGUUAAAGAAAUUAAUGAAUUAUUUAUUGAAUAAAAUAAAAAAAAAGUUAAACCUAGACUUUUUGAUUAAAUUAUUGCAAAACAAUUUUAAGAAAAUAGUAUUAAAUAAUAUUUGAUUUUUGAAACUAAAUCUCUAAUUAUACCUUAUACCAAUUAAAAUGUACAUCUUAAUAUAAAUUAAUUCAAAGAUUUAAAUGAAGAUUAAAUAUAUAAAAUCUUAAAAAGAGAUUCAUUAAUAUUGUUAACAAAUCCAAAUAAAAAUCAUUCAAUUUAAGAAGUAAAAUUUUUGUAAUUAAUUCUCUCAGACUGCUACUCUAGUUAUUGUUAUUAAGGUUGUAAUAAAUUCUAAAUUAAUUGAUUUAAGUGUUCAAGUUAAGGAACAAAUGAAAGUUUUAUAAAUUAAACCUGAAACAUUUAGAAUUGAAAAAGAGAUCCCAUUAAAUGUUGCUAAGGUUUAAGAAAUUAAUGAAGAACCUAUUUUUUUCACUUUAUAAACUGAUUAAUAGAUCAAAUAUUUAAUAGAUACUAUAAGAUAAUAAUUGGCUUCUCAUUUACCUUAACUUAUUGACUCAUAUACUGCUAAAUAUUUUGAAGAAUUUUUUCAUAGACUUCAAUUAUUUGAAAUUCUUAGGAGUAAUAUUUUAAGGAAUGAGAAAGCCUUAAAACAUAUUAGUUUUGUUAUCCCUUGUAUUUUACAUUUAACAGAUUAAGAGAGGACUAGAAUUUUCAAUGCCAAUAAUAGUAUAGAGAGAUUGAUUUAAAUCUCUUAAGUAUUGUAAAGAUUUUAAAAUAUAACAAAUCCAUUAAUGGUUUUCAAAAUUCCAGGGGAUAAAGAAAGAAUUAAUAAUAAAACUGAAUUAAUAAUCAUUGUGCUAUUAUUAUUUUUUGCAUUUUAUUACAGAGUCAUUGGAAUCUGA
Paramecium pentaurelia is the source of this 1154-nucleotide messenger RNA. The record is from the annotation of a GenBank genome assembly. Lineage: Eukaryota; Ciliophora; Oligohymenophorea; Peniculida; Parameciidae.